This is a messenger RNA of Lytechinus variegatus (green sea urchin), 8436 nucleotides long. RefSeq lists its product as uncharacterized. Bases 505 to 6252 code for a protein of 1915 amino acids. NCBI's taxonomy places the organism in Eukaryota, Metazoa, Echinodermata, Echinoidea, Temnopleuroida, Toxopneustidae. The transcript is spliced from 38 exons. Gene Ontology annotation, molecular function: protein tyrosine phosphatase activity; protein binding. The record is from RefSeq and is a predicted model, not a curated record. Gene Ontology annotation, biological process: protein dephosphorylation.
GAUCGGGUGUUCUUUUGUCCGUGUGGCACAUGGCUGAAUCACAAAAGAAACCCAUACUCACUCGGGUACUACACUAGAAACGUAACACGAAACUCUGAUUUAUUUCAUUCAAUUCAGGCAUUACCAUAAGCAGGCACAACGGUCAUGACGCCAGGCGUAAGCAGUGGUAGCUAGUUUCACCAUCCUCCGAUACCGGUACCGACUGACAAGUGGUGUAGAUCGACUGACAAACCGGAAGUACCAUCUCUGGUAUCCCCGCUGAAAUCAUCAUUCGGGUAUUAGUCUAUUUCCUUCUCAAUUCCUGUCUCAUUGAAAUUGGAGUCAUGCAUGCAGUGCACGUAAGUUUCUCCCUCAUACCAGGAUACGACGAUCUCUAAAUGAAUGGAUAUUAGGAAAAAUUCAACGCAAACUCUUAAAUGAUACUGAAGUACAGGUGCUUCAUACGCUACUAUUGGAAUUAAUCGUCAACUUCAUAAUGGCGUUGUUUGGAGAUGCUGUUCAAGGAUGCUUCAGGGUGUAUAUGCCCAUCAUGCUCUUAUGGAUUAUUUCUCCUGCAAGAGGUAUUCAAACUGGGAUACAUCUCUAUACGACUGGUCACCACCACACUGUGCUGUGAUGAGGUCUGGGAGCACCCAGUCUGAUUCUAUACAUGGACUUUGGAAUCGAAGAACAUGUACAUCACCAAGACGACAUAUCUGCCAAAUACCACUAGACGAUGGCUGUAGAUGGCAUGAGUUUGGUGAAUCUCAGUAUCUCAUAAAGUUGGCACCCUAUCAAGGUCUAGGUGACGCCAGGUCUACAUGUCAACAAUAUGGUGGUGAUUUAGCUAUCAUUAAAACUGAAGAAGUCAAUGCAUUUCUCAAAGACCUUAUUGUUCCCUCGUUAACGUCAACUAGUCAAUAUUUCUGCUACUGGAUUGGGCUUGAGAGAGAUGGAUUGGGGGAUUUUACCUGGUUAGAUGGUACUUCUCCUGGAUAUACUGAUUGGUUUACUGAGACGGAACCGAAUGAAGAAAACUCCUGGGGAUGUCUUGGUUUACGUGAAGGGCCUUCAUGGUACGACCAGUUGCAAGGAUCCCCCUUUCCCUACAUUUGUGGGCGCAGACACGCUCUUGAUGGCACCUACGAAGCAUCAUUUGGAGGUGUAAAUUACUUUGUCUCUCCUUCGUGGCUAUCUCGGGAUUUUUCAAAUGCACGGACAUAUUGUCAGUAUCAUGGAGCCGAUUUAGCACUCAUCAAAUCACAUGACGUGAACGUCUUCCUUCACGAAAGUAUUUCGGGAUUGAAUACUUUAGUGUAUUUUGGAUUAACUGAUCAGGAUGUCGAAGGCACUUACAAAUGGAUCGACGGCACACCUAUACAGUAUUCUUCAUGGAUAUAUCCCGAACCAAACGGCAACAUGUUUGAAAACUGUGCCUCCCUGGAUCCUUUGUCAAGUAAUUUGGGAUGGAUCGAUGUCUCAUGCUCUGUUACAAGACCAUUCAUAUGUGAACGCCACCAGUACGUUCCUGAAAAGAAUUGGAUUCAUUUUGGUGGAACUCUCUACUAUGUAUCACAUUCCCCUGUGACGUCCUACUCGUUGGCGAGAAGCUUCUGUCGGGAUCAGGGAGGUGAUCUUGCCCAACCUAAAACACAAGAAAUAAAUAUGCAUCUCACCGUGCUGGCAGGUGGCAACUCGUACUGGUUUGGACUCGAUCGCAUGCAAGAUGGCAUGUUCCGUUGGAUUGAUGGCACUCAGAUCAACGAAAAUCAAUUUCCUUCUUGGUCGAAUUAUGAUACUACUCUGUUUGAGAACGAAAACUGUAUUCAUCAGCAGUUUAAUGAUGGAUGGGCAAAACUACCAUGUACAUCCUAUUUGAGGGUUGCAUGUGAAAAACCUCCAAUACCGCGGCCAGUUCCUCCAAUUCCCCUAAUAGCAGCUACUUCGACACCCUACGGAGGAGGUCUUGAUGGCACUUCAUUCCUAUGUCUACUCGGCUCAGAGGAUGAAGAUAUCCUAACACUGUCCACAAGAAGACUCUUCCGCCUGACCCAAUCUAUAGCUGCUGAUAGUUACAAUGCUCCCGGACAAACCACUGUUGUGUCGCCUGCAGAAUCUCCCGAAGCCAAAAAGCAUACCCUCCCAUCGUCUAUGGAAGGAUUGGGAUUUUUCGAGUGUUCCUCGGUUACAGCUAGCAGGAUGACAUCGGUUCCUGUUGGAAUUCUUCUUUCAACUCGAAAUUUGCAACCAUUGGAUGGUCGAUUUACAAAGACGGUAAACAUGGGAGAUAAUAUCACACUCAGUGUAAUGCGACCAACAGGAGAGGAAGAAGGAACCGGGGCUAGGUGGCGCUUAUUCACUGAUGAAGAAGACUGGGAUAAUUCACUCAUCGAUUCGAGUUCGGGUAGUCUAUCACACACGAUUCAAUCUGCAUCUCUCUCGGACGCUGGGGUGUAUUUGACACAUAUGUCUUCUGUGUUGAACCAACAUCAGUUCAGCCUCAUCAGACUUAUCGUGAAAGAAUGCCCGGAUGGAAGAUGGAACCCACCAUUAUGCGAUCAGUUGUGCGAUUAUUGUUACAAUGGAGGUGUUUGUCACGAAUCAUCAGGAAUAUGUAUCUGUCCUCCUGGUUUUGCUGGAGUGAAUUGCCUACGAGCGUGUGGGAUGCAUAAAUUUGGAUGGGAUUGUGAGUAUGAAUGUGGAAUCGAUCAGUUCUUGGACCGGUGUGCCGGUUCUCAGAUAUGUCUUCCAGAUCCGUAUGGAUGCAAUUGUUUAGCCGGAUACACAGGAAUCUACUGUAAUGAGACAUGCGAGGAUGGUUGGUUUGGCGUUGAUUGCCUUCGGGAAUGCCAUUGCGCUGGUGAAGCAGACUGUGAUGACUUCACUGGUGAAUGUCCUGCUGAUUGCGCCCCAAAAUGGUCAGGACCAGAGUGUCAAGUUCCUUCAGUUUGUCCAACUGGAUACUUCGGGACCAACUGCACUCAGAAAUGCAACUGCAGGAAUGGUACACCAUGUGAUAAGGAUUCUGGAUACUGUGACGAAGCUGGAGGGCUUUGCGAGAAAGGAUACGUCGCCGACUCUGUAGAAUUUCCAUCCAACUGUAUAACAUUUUCAGGAUGUCACAGCUCUUGUUCGGAAACGUGCCAUUGUUCUGGAGGGAUUCAUGAUUGUAACUUUCUGACCGGGAACUGCAUUUCGUCCAUCUGUCAUCCUAGAUGGACGGGAGAUCAAUGCCGAACGGAUCGGUUUGAAGCAAGCUCGGAGAAGACCAAUCCAGGGGUGGCUGCUUUCUCCUGCUCCUACAUUGUGCCACCAAGUCAAAGUGUUUCCUCUGAUUACAUAAAGGCAGCUGUAGGAUCGCUUUCUGAAGAACAUUGGAUAAGCCACAGAGACAGUUCUGCAUCAGGAACAUCUCUUAACAAUUCUUUUUACCAUGAGUACUCUGGCCAGGAGGAACCGAUUUACUGCUUCGUCGGCAUUCCUGGAGAUGCAUCAACGUUUGCAUUUGCCAGACUGCCUCCUCGAGAGUUUUUUGAAUUGCCACGCUUUACCGGCACACCUGAACUAGUUAGUCGUGGAUACUACCACGCUGUGAUUGGCUGGAGACCAUGGGACCCUAACAGUGACACAGGUGACGGACCCGUUGUCCGCUACAAGAUCUACGUACGAUCAGGAACCGAUCUCCUGUCUACAGGCGAGGUUCAAUCUCCAAAUUCGCACGAUGGUUCGGUAUCGAAGAGAUCUGCUGGGAAUGCCAAUGAGAUGAUCGUGUAUAAUGCCACUGGACUUGAAGCGGGAUCAACCUACUCUGUCCAGAUUGCAGCGAUCAGAGAUGGUGCCAAUGGUGAAGGGGAAGCGGGUCCAGCAUUAACAUUGACAACAGAAAGACUACCUGUGCCUCCGACUACACCAAGUCCUUCACCAGAUUCAACCACCUCGAUGAUUACAUUGCCGGGCGGUCAAACGGGUAGUUCUUUAGGACCGGCAGUUGGAGGAGCCGUAGGUGGCAUUGUCGUCAUAUUGGUCAUCAUCGUAUUAGUCAUCUUUGUAUUGAGACGACGGAGAAAUGAUGAUAAACCAUCUAAAAAUGGUUACAUUGAGGACAAAGAGGCAUCGCUUGACUUUCAAGACACGUCAUUAGAUGGAGAAAAUGACUACAGCCGAGCCUCCGUUUUAAACUCAGACCAGGGACUUCCCCGGAACACCACCAGACCGAAACCAGCUAUCGCCGCCAAGCCCUCCCAUCGGAAAACCUUAGAACUUGAUGCUACCGAUGGUGGCCCAGUGUCAUCCAGCAGCAAACCACCUUCCACACACAAGCCGAUUCCUGUCCCUCAGUUUCCGGCAUAUGUCAACAGGAACAGACACUCUACACUCUUCUCAGAAGAAUUUCAUGACCUUCCUGCUGCAGAUAUCUAUCCACAGACAGUGGCUCAAGAGAAGAUUAAUUUCAAGAAGAACAGAUACAAGAAUAUCUUACCAUAUGAUUCAGCAAGGGUAAAGUUGGCUGUCAUCAACAAUGAUCCUCAUUCAGACUACUUCAACGCAUCUUACAUUCCUAGUUUUGAAAAUGACAGGGCUUACAUUGCAUCACAAGGGCCCAACAAUUUAUCUAUAGAUGAUUUCUGGAGGAUGGUCUGGCAGGAGAAUGUGACGACCAUUGCCAUGGUCACGAGGCUUCAAGAGGGGGAUAAGAUAAAAUGCCGCCAGUACUGGCCCAGUAAACAAGGAGAUUCAGUGACGUUUGGAAAUAUAAAAGUUGAGUUGAAGUUGCUGGGACCAUGCACUGGUGGGGUGAAAAGAAGAAUGACAAUGAAGAAGGGUGACGAGUCGCGGACCGUCACUCAAUUUCACUUCAGGGUAUGGCCAGACAAGGGUGUUCCUAAACAUACCUCAUACCUCCUGAAGUUUAUCAAAGAAGUCAAAGAUGAUCAGGGACAGAACCCAAAUCCACUCCUCAUCCAUUGCAGUGCUGGCGUUGGACGAACGGGUGUGGUGAUCAGUAUUGAUAGCGUCGUAGCUCAUGCGAAGAGGACUGGUAUGGUAGAUAUCUUUAACUUCGUCACAAAGAUCAGACAGAAUCGACCAUACAUGGUCCAGACACAGGAACAGUAUGCUUUCAUCUAUGGGGCUGUACUGGAAGACCUUCUCUGGAGGAAUACUCUGAUCCCUAUCAUUCAUUUUACUGAUCAUCUUCGAGAUUUACACGCUUCUCUCGAUGAACAUGGACGAUCCAAUAUGACUCGGGAGUUUGAGACUCUAAAGAGUAUCUGUGCAGAUCCUCCAGCUUCCCAAACAAGAGCAGGACGCAUUGCGGAUAAUCAAAAUAGGAACAGAUAUGGCAACAACCUCCCAUUGCAGAGAAACCGAGUGAUGCUGGACUCUCCUGAUCACGAUUAUAUCAAUGCCAGUUUUGUCAAGGGAGUCCAGUGUACCUUUUUGACAACUCAGAUGCCAUUACCAAACACUGUAUCUGAUUUCUGUUCGAUGGUUAUAAGCAAUCAACCAUCAACUAUCAUCAUGCUCAACGACAAGAGUCAAGAUGACAAGCAGAGUUGUGCACAGUACUGGCCAGACCACGGAACUGCUCAGUUUGGAUCUUACACUGUUUCAACCUUAUCCACAUCCUCCGAUGAUGACAUGACCGUUCGACAGCUGCAAGUGACCAGCAACUCACAUGCCAGUCACACAGUAACUCAAUACCAGUUCCACGGAUGGCCUAAACGUGGUUCAGACCGACAGUCUGGGGCACGGUCGUUGCUGAACCUAAUCCGUGCUGUCAAAAGUUCCACCAAAAAUGAGAGGAAAUUUUCCAUUAUUGUCCAUUGUUUGAGUGGUGUUGGACGUACAGGUGUAUUUUGCAGUGCUAUGGAGUGCAUCGCCCAAAUAGCAGAUAGUGACUCAGUCGAUAUAUUCCAGACAGUCAAGAUCUUGAGAGCUGAUAGGAUGCAGUUCGUCCAAACAGAGGAGGAAUAUGCUUUCAUCUAUGAUGUCAUCCGUGCAUACCUACACACUGAAAACUAUGAACAGCUGCCAUACCCAGUAGACGAUCACACCUACGGCAAUGUGGAGAUAGAACGCCACACUCCUGACCCGGAGGAGAACCCAUAUGAGGUCACAGAUCCCAAUGAAGCAGGACCUGGUGAAGCCGCCGCACUCGUAUACGGCAACGUAGAUGCCCCAGAUGCUAAUAGGCCGAAGGACCAGGGCAGACCGAAGCCCAAGCCUCAAGAACCGUAUUUAGUAUACGAGAACUUUGCAUUUGAAUCUUAAUUGUUGCUUUACUGGUGCUGAGUUAAAUGGCAGUUGGACCUAAGCUUUGAAGAUGAUGCUCGGACAUAUUCAACUUUAGAUGAAGUCAUCAUUAUCAUUGCAAAAAUGUAAUUAAACUAUCAGGAUUGCCACUGUGCUAUUGGUGUUAAGUAUUUAUAUUUCAAAGUAAUGUUCACUAAAUACUUACAUGUACCUCAUUUGCAAGUGACGAUUUUAUUUCAUGGAGUGUAUGUUCGUGACUGGGUAGUAAGAUGCUUCUUGAAACUAAUCCAAUUAUAUUUUCUUCUUGACAAGUUCACGUAUACUCUUUGUGGACUUCCGAUUAAUACAUUCCAUACAAAUACAUCACGUCGAAUAAUUGUGGCGAUAUAACACAACCCUGUCUUACUCCCAUCUCUCGUCAUUGCAUUCACUCCUACAGCAUACUAUUGUUUUCCAAUCGAUUCAGAUAAGGACGAUGAAGCCGUCUUAGAACUGAUUUCUACGUCCGCUUCCCCUGUGAAAAAAGUUGUCCAAACGACGAUUGGAGUUUUUUCUACCACCUUGCCCUAAAAAAAAAUCACCCGUAAAAUUUAUAUGAGCAUAAAAUAUGUAAUGUAAUAUGUCUGAUUUCUUACAAUCCAAAGCUUCAUUGUAUGGGAGAGCAAGAAAGGUGGAUCUGCCAUAAUCACUGACAAAUUUUCUCUUCCCGUUCGACCUGGAAAGUGGAUUUUUGGCACGUGACCGAUUACCCAUCUAACAAAGAUCUCAUAUGUUUUCAUUUUCAAACAUUUUGAUCUCUUCAGUUUUAUCACGUAAUGACUACCAUAGCAAACCCUUUGAUAUGUUUUUCUUGCUUCAUUGCUCUUUUUAAUUUGUUACUUUCAUGACAGUCUAGUCUAUCAGGUUUCGCAAGAUUUCGCCAGGACUAUUUAAAGCGUAUUUUGAUUUUUUUUUUUCUUUCACAUGCUUUUGUAAAGCAAUAGAUAAUUAUAAAAUUAGAAGCUGAACUAGUUGUUUUGAGGAAUAUUAUUCACACACAAAGGUGGUACCACAAAAAAUAACUGUAUGAAAUAUCAAAAAAGACCUUGGGCACUUACUAUACGGCAACGAUAAAGCUUGGCCAUGUUUCCUUCAUGUUUUUAUAUUCCUGAGGGAGCGUUUCAUCAACAUUCUAGUUGUCGUGAAUGACAACUUUCCUUGAUUUUCAUUGGCUAAGAACACUGUUACAAUCGAAACUGUCAGAUCGUCCUUUCAUGAAACGCUCCCUUGCUAUGUGUUAUGAAUCGUAGAUUCCCUUUGGCAUGUUUGACUUGAUAUUCUUUGUUUCAUAAUCUGUAUGAAGCCUCGGUUGUGUUCUUUUAAAGUGUUUAUCGUGUCUUAGUAGGUAUAUAUUUAAAAGUGUCACAUUAUUUCGUCUAUAGUCUACAGAAAUAAUUUAGUCAUGUAAGUCGUUGACUGAAAAAAUUAUAUGCAACAGUACUAAGAUUUUAUUAUGAGAGGAAAAUGUGCAUUAUUACUAUUAGUUUUAACUUGCUCUAUAAUAAUUGCGGAAAAUGAAGGUCGUAUAGUUUGUUUCUUUCUAGAUCUGUGGACCGGUUCACAUUUUUUCACUUAAAUACGUCAAUUUUUAUAUUUAUGAUUGCUGUUCGAUAUUGUAAAACUGAUGUACUUCUAGUAAUGUAGUGCUUUCAGACCACUGCUUUGUUUCAAUGAAAGGAAAUUGUUAAUUACAGUACAAAAUCGAAAACUAAAAUAAUUUUCCAAUUCAUGAACCAAGUUUAUUUUGUCCAACCAUUUUGUGGUUUUGUUUGAUUUUCAUUUGAAGAAACUUACAGGGUAUUGUUAUAUUUAUUUUGGUUAUUUUCAUUUAUAAUUUAUUGUUUAAAAAAACAUUUUCUAAAUGGAGGUGUGACGUCCUCUCUUCAUAUGAGGAAAGUGUCCAUUAGACUAUCUGAUUUAUUGAGGAUAAUAUACAUGUAUAUAAAUUUUAUUCAAUGAAGGAUUUUUUUCUUCGUUUGUAUUUUUGUACGUUUCAUUUGAAGAUAUGUAUCAAAUACUCAUUUUAUGUAAUGUUAACAAACAAGAAUUUAUAUCUUUCUAUGUAAGUUUGUAGUCAGUUUAUAUGCCAUCUAUUUUUAUAUGACUUCAGUUGUAUCAAAUACAUUAUUCACGAUUUAUUGUUUCCAAUAAAGAUACUCACUG